GUGCUAGCGAGUGUUACAAAAUGCCAGUCAUGUAGUGAUGAACAAUGUCUCUCCAGUGACAUAAGCCCGACAGACACUGAAGGUGUUAUGUUACUAAUUCAAUUCGAUAACAAAGGGCGAGGCUUCUCAUUGGUUCGCUUUGUAUACUGCCGUCGUGCGAGGCGGUUAAUUUCAGUGUUUGAUUGACAGGCCUGUUUCCGCAAAGUAAACCGACCAUUCCUAUGCCCUUUGGUCGUUGUAUUCAAGUUUCGUUCCAAAACAACAACGUGAAGAACGCGCACCUUUCAGAUUUACUGAGCAAAUUUGACGGCAAACUAUGAGUUACAUCUAUAGAUUAUUCAUUUUGAGCCUCGCGCUUCACACUUCGCUAAUAAGCGACAAAAUGACGGAAGCAUCGUCAGUUGCGAAAAACGGAACCACUGCGAAGGAACAUGACAGUGAAAUCUUCAGUCGCCAUCCUUUCCCUCGCCGAAAGAGAACUCCUCAGCGUCACAACCAUCACUCUUCGCAAAAAAAGAGAGAAAAAACUACGGAGACCACAUCGGUCCUUAAAAACGGCAGCACUUCGGGAACGCUUCAACGCGAAAUUCUGAAUCUCCUUGGUUUGCCCCGUCGGCCGCAGCUAAGCCUAAAUACUCGUCUACAUGGCCGAAAAAUGUCUGCUCCAAGGUAUAUGAUUGACCUAUACCACAGCUUAGAAAGCAACGUGAGCUUGUCGACCGACGGUUUGUUCUGCUGCAAUGACUCUGUGACAGAUUCCCGAGCGUUGGGUGCUGACACGAUUAUGAGCUAUCUUAACCACGGUAAGUCGAUGUCUGCCAAGACUUCGUUUACGUACACUUCACGAAGGCUUUAUUGAUUACAAUCGAUAGAUAAACAUUGCAAAUUGCAUAAUUGCUCUUAGGAAGUAGUGUAUUUUCAUGUGGCUCGGGUGCGCAUUGUUUAACACAACACGAACAUGUGUAUAAACACGAGAAAUGUACUAAAGACAUCGCUUAGGAACUUAUUAGGAAAGGUUAAAGUUGUGCGCCAAGUCUGGAAACAAUUAAUUAUGGUAACUGCUGAAAUAGACAUCUAACUGGAGUGAAAUCUACAACAAAGCUUUUUAGGAGUAAUUGUUAAGUUCCCAAAUUAAGAAAAUUUCCUAAUUAUAGAAAUUGCUGAAACAAUGUUCAAGGUUAUUGCGCCAAAUAUCACUCUUAGCACGUUCACCAGAGAUAAACACGCGCUUUUGAAUUUUAAAAAUGACUUAAAUUUAUUCCAGUCUGCUUAACUUGCCUAAUGUUUUUUUCUUCCCCAACGGAAAUUCAGCAAUGUCAAGAGAACUUUAAUUAGCACUUUACGGAUACUUUACAAAUUAACGCAAACCUCGGAAACGUUUUGCAAUAUUUGCACCUUUUGUAGAUAUUUCUGUGCCAAAACGGCCGUAUGUAGAUCGAAGUUUGUAGAAUAAGCGAUAUUGCUGCCCUAUUGAACACUCCUCAGGAAAGGCAUAGUUGAUUAUAUAACGGUGAUUUAUAAUCGAAUCGGAAAGCGUAGGGAGAAAAAAUGUUAUCCAUUGUUCUUUCUUUGAAACAAGAACGUCUUCCAAGCCAAUACAAGACUGAAAUAACUGAGUUAGGUUUUCGAUAAGAAAUCUAAUGUUGGCAUUUGGAGAGUGACUUCCACGUCAGAUAAAAUCAGUUUUUAAUGGGGUUCCUCUUUAUUUUAGACAACAAAAUAUCAUCUCGUGUUAUAAAGUCGAUUUUUUAUGUCAUUGUUGCCGAGGUCACAUUACUUAGCUGCGCUCUUCUCUAAAACUCCCGCUACGAUUUUUUUGUCGGCUCAAUAAUAUCCCACAUACUGAGAUGACUGGAGUUUCUCCAAAAUCUCCUUACCUGCUUCCUCACUGUUGUGCUCACAACGAAAGGAGAAAUACGAUUUGCAUAGCGAACAAACAAGCUUAACAGACAUGAUUAGAGGUCUUUGUCAAGUUUAGAUCUUGUUGAAAAUUGCGGUUGGCUUUAAAUAAUGUGGAAACACAAAAGCCGUCCUUGUUAAAUGAUUAUCUGUAAUACUAAAAAGUGAACAGUGGAUCAUUUAAUUGCUGGUAUCCAUUGAGUGUCAGCGCCAAAACAUCGCUUAACUUUUCAACGUACGAAUAUAAAUAUAAUUUCGUUGACAUUCCCACCAUGAGUUUCUUUACGUCUGUGAGUUAAACUGUAAGCAAAACAAAUUUAUUUUAUAAAUAUUUAAAUUCGAAAUUUUCAGUAGUUGGGGUAUAACUUUUUCAGUCAAAGAGAAAUUACGCUUUUUUAUUACGCGCGUUGUUCGUCGUUCUGAUCAGAUAUUGUUCUUUACAAUAAGCUUUAUUCUUUAGUGUGAAUCAAAUUUGGAAGUUUUUUCUGGCAGAAGGACUUCGUAGACUUCCUUUCUGUUUUCAUUUACGCUUUAUAUUUCCAAUAAUCUGUAUUUCCUGACCAGACAAACGGGAGCUGUGUAGAAUCCGUCGUUAGUUUGCCGUGACGUGCUUUUAUCGGCCAAAAUAUGACAAACAUGCUUCAUAAGAACUUAUCUUUAAGAAUGUACAUCCAUCAAUUUGAGAGCGUAUUGUCUUGGAGAGAGAAAAUAUCUGACAAAUAAUCUCAAAAUACGCAUGAUACUUAAGAAGUACUUUCUAAAAUUCGAUACUAGAAAGAAAAAAUGUCAUUCCGAACAUUACGGAAACGAAAAUUCCCAUACAAAGUCCUGUUUAGUGACUCUCAUUUGACUGUUCACUCUAAAGUUUAUUCAGACUAAAAGGCGAGCUCUACCUGAGAAAGUGUAACUAGCAGUACUAUAUGAAAGUAUUGUUCUGUGGGUAACUUUCGUAAAAAAGAUCGUACGUCAAGGUGUUUUCCGCAAACUUCUGUUCCUGCCAAAUCGUGUUAACCUAAGUGCAAACGCUCUUUCGGAAAAAGUGAAAGGAAGGGUUCGUGAAAGAUGGCUGCCUAUAGCUUGAUCGAAGGAAAAAUUGACGAAUUAAAUGACAAACUGAAGGAAAGAAAUGUACUUGAUAAUUCCGAAAGUAAGUGAAAUUCUGGAGAUUGCUGUGGGCUUGCGAUUCCAGAGAAAAAGAGAACAAGAGAGAACUUUGUAAGAUUGUAAGAUUUGCUUGACCGGCGAGGACUUAAAACAGCCUUAACUGAUCAGCGUCAAAGUGUCCACACCUGUAAGAUAAUCUGUUUGUUUUGGUUUAUUAUGAGUCUUAAACCUUAAAUUAACAGGAUGGACGAAAGCCUGAAUUUGACAAAAAGGAAUUUUUUUUGACAAGCUAGAGUGAUUUACGAUUUCAAACGCCGUUUUAUGCCAACAGAGUAAAGUUGAGUCGUUAUUUUCAAGUACCAUCAAAAUUCAAUCCCCAAUUUAAUUUUUAGCGGCUUUGCAUUUUCUCGCUGGCAUUUUUUGGCUUAUCUGUGUUCUUGUUUCAAGUUCUUCUUAAUUUUUAAGCCUUUUUUGUAUUGGGAUCAUUUGAUCAAGCCUGAAAUUGCCUAAAAAUUUUUCUUCUAUCCCUCUUGAAAUCGCGACGCGAAAGUUGGCAUGAAACCUAAUUGCAAGAAGCUUUGUUAAAUCGCACGUCGUUCUGGGGAGGAAUGUUCGGACCAGAAAUGGUGGCGGAUGACCCUACCAACUGAACGGGUCACAAAUUGUUUUCCGUUUUCCUUGAGCUGCUUUGGAGUGAUGACAGAACGAAGAUGAGUCAGGAAAUUUCAACAAAACGCGACAUUUGGCAAGUCACGCGAUGUGAAAGCUCGAUCUUUUUAUCUCUGGGAAGAAAAGACCUACGAAAUCCCCUGAUUACCAACGGUUUUUCUUUUGUCGGUUUGUUGGAGGAUCCUUUUAAACUCGAUUUAUAUUCAUGUUCUUUUAGUGCUCUUUGGUAAUUAAGUUCGCACUCGAAUACUGAUCAAGAAAUUUGAUCAAAAGAAGUGUAAGGAAAUUCUUGAUGAAGGAUGGCGGUGAUUUUAUCAUUUAUAUCUGAUUGUAAAUGCUGCAAAUCGUUUGUUAUUUGAUAAAUCUACUACUGAUGCAGCAGAAUGAAUGAGUGAAUUUUUUAAACAAAGGGUGAAAAAAAAAGGUACAUUUCAAAUUACGCUAUGGGUUCCUCUCAGUUUAUGGAGCGAAGUGAACAAAGCAGGGUGGCAAACACGCGAAUGCGCGUGAAACUCACCUCGUGCGCGCACGGCCGCGACUUCUUUCUCGCGAGUUAUCCUUAAAGAAUUGAUCACUGUGGAAAACUAAAGACCCCGUCAGGAUCAGGGUUGGGGUCAUACUUGAAUUGAAUUCAAAGUGGAUGCCUUAAUCUAACCGGCCAGGGUUAUAGAGAUUAGAAGAUUAGGUUUAAGGUAAUUAUGUCCUUGCUUCUGAUUGAGUUUACUUGCAGCCACGUCUGUCAACAGACACAAACCGGACGGUCUGCGCGUUCUUGUCCAGUUAUGUUUGUUUGUUUGUUUUUUUUCUUUGCACUGUCUCAAGAGAUGUACUUUUUACCAAUUACCGGCUUCUUCUAUGGCAAUUUCCUGUUCGAUAAUCGUUUAAUCGUUACAUGAAUGAGUGCGAAUGAUAGUCGGCCUCUUAUCUUUCGGGGUGACGAUUUGCCAUAUCCCCUUGGUUUGAAAAACAGGCUUGACUUGGACAAUGUUGGCGCUCAGAUAUUGCAUUUGCCUUUUACAGAGCGGAAUCAGAAAAAAUGUUAAUCUUUAAAUGACAGUGAGACCAAAAUAAUUGAGCUUUCGGCCUUUUCUUGUAUGGUGUAUCGAUUUUGAAAGGCAACAGAAAGAAGAAGUCGCCUAACAUGAAUGAUUAAUGCACCGUAUAGAAAUUAAAAUGUAAACGGUGUGACGCAGAUUAUAUCCGUCACACAACACGGUAAUUUUACCUUGGGUAUAAAAGAAGAAAACUUUCACAGCACUCGGGCAACAUCUAGAGCAACACCGACUUUCAAAGUCGGAUUUGAAAGACAAACAUUUUCUGUGUUGGACAAAUGCAAGUCAAAAUUGUAUUUUUUUAUGUUUUCAUCCUUCAGUCAGAAACCCGCAAAGACUCUAUUCGUGUUAAACUCCUUCUGUGACUCAGCGGACGUGAAUUUUACCGCGGAAUAAACAUUUUACAAAUCCAUUAUUUUUGUUUUCUCUUUGAAAUUGGUUUACAUUUAUAUUCAAACCCAAUUUCGUUCACUUUUGACUUGGUAAAGCAAACGUCUAAACCGUUUACAUUUUUACAACUUCUUAAACUAAGUCGCUCUUCGCUUUUAUCGUAAUGUUUUACAAUCAAGUUGUUAAGCAAAUCUAUUUUACAUAUAAUUAUCACAAUUAUUAUUAAUAGUUUCAGUUGUUCUUUAAUCGACAGUCAGGGGAGCGCGGCCAAAAAUUUCCAAGAGGCAUUCUACAUUUCGUUUCAAAAUGGAAACUCCACAGGGAGAAAAGAUCACAGCAGCAGAGUUUCGGAUUUAUAAAGAACCGAUUUCCAAUGGACACAGAGUUGUCUCCUGGGAGAAUUCGACAUACGAAGUGAAAAUUUAUCAGGUGAGAAACAUCACAAUUCUUUUCAACCGGGCAUAUACUCCUAAAAUAGAUUUCAAUUUGUCGAAGAAGACAAAAGUGACACAAUCAUCUUUAAUUGGCUGCCAUAACUCCUGAUUGCUGCGGAGGGAUUCGCACACAUUCACGGAAUUUGUGUGAAUUUACAUGUAGUUGGAGAUGAAACGCUGUAGCGUUCUUUUCUUGUUAGCUCCUGUACCUCAGUCACACUUGCCAGAUUUUUUCACAGACCGUACCAGCUGACAUACAUAACUACAGCAGCAGACACACUUACACGUUGUUCAGCAGCCUUUUUCAAACGUUACUCACCCUUGAACCUGAGGGGAAAAUGCGCUAACAACAAUUUUGUCGUUGAUUCCCUGGCUUAUACUAGUUUGAUGUUUCUUUUCUGCGUUGUAUACGUAUUGCUUCGUAAAAAGAGCACAAAUGAUGCAUUCUGAUAGCCAGUUGUUGCAGCAUAAACAAUAGCAGCUACUGACUACAUUGCAUAUGCUGUAGAAGUUGAAGUCGGCUGCAUUGGAUUUUGACCAUCAUGCUCGUGGGACUUAACUAUUGCUAUUCUCUCAACUACAGGUUAUUGAGCCUGCAAGAAUUCUCAAGGAACUGGGCAAGCGGGUUCUUCGAAGCUGGGAAUCUGGAUGGCAGGCUUUUGACAUCACACGAGCAGGACAGGAGUGGGCUCAAGAAAUCAACAAGAACUAUGGAAUUGAACUCUCUGUACACACGUACGCAGGGGUGGAACUAAACGCCUCAAGCGUUGGCUUUGUGGGCUUCCAUGGCCCACAGGAGAAGCGUCCGUUUUUGGUAUCAUUCUACCGUCAAGAUGGCGAACAGAAACUGACCUAUCAUCGUAUUUUCAAUCCGCAUCCACGCCGGCGCCGCUCAGCCCGCUCCCUUGGACCGCAGUUCACAAACGUAGGAGGGAACUUCAAGACCUCGAGUCAAACAAGCUGCAGCCGGAGGAUGCUGUACGUCAGUUUCCAGCGGCUUGGUUGGCAAGACUGGAUUAUUGCGCCCGAGGGUUACUCGGCGUUUUUCUGUUACGGUGAAUGCUCGUUUCCUUUAAGCGCUCAUAUGAACGCCACCAAUCAUGCCAUUGUUCAAACGCUGGUACAUCUCAUGAAUCCUACAGUUGUACCUCAGCCCUGUUGUUCUCCCACCAAACUCUCCGCCAUCUCGGUCCUGUACUUUGAUGACAGUAAUAACGUAGUACUUAAAAAGUACACGAACAUGGUCGUGAAAGCUUGUGGUUGCCACUAGCAACGCCAACACGAAUUCUUUAAUCUCACGUUAGCUUGUGCUCUAUGUAACCGUCUCUCAACGUUUUUGCAUGUUUUGACACAGGAAGCGGAGAGCGGGCAAUUGAAGAAAGCUAAAUUUCCAAUUGACACGCGUUUGAGCAAACACAUUGGGAUACCAAAGUCCUUUACAUGACUCUUCUCGCAAAUACAUAUCACUAAUAUAUUGUGGAUGGCCGACGUGUGAGAUAUGAACCUCGUUGCUUAAACUAUAACAUAACUGCCAUAUUAACCCUUUCAUUACGCUCGAUUUCCGCCGUUAUCUUGAGUGCGGACUGCGAUCAGGUGUAUAAGCGCAUUCCUCGGACAAGGGCCGUUUAUCGAUCCUAUCCCUAUUACUCUCUGAAGCUGAGCACAAAUUUUUUUCCCAGGGUUCUUUCUCUUAUUCCCUCGACAGAGAGGACCCUGAGAAAGAGAUUAGAGUGAGAAUUUGAUGAUCAAAUUAUACACUAUACUUUUUAUCAGUUUACAUCACCUAUAAACCACGCAGGAUAUUCAUGGAACAUGACAAAAGUUUUCACAAGCAUUUGAAAUGUUCUUCCAACAUCCAAGAUACUUAAUUCUGCCGGCAAGCCGAUUGACGGUACAGUCUAUUACCUUUGUAAAGUAACUACAAAAUAUUUCAGUUUUCAAUGGGUUCUCCAAUAAAUGAUAGGUUUUUGACCAAUCACGGCCGGCGUUAUAACAUGGUCAUUGGAUAAAUUCUACUUACGAUUUUAAGAUUUGGCAAGCAGACAAGUUUUUAGAAUUCAGAAAAUUAUCAGCCAAGAGAUAUUACGUAGAUGCAACACUAAAUUCUCAAUCCAAUCCAAAAGAGAGAUGUUAGUCAAUGGUACAGAGAAGUCUCUUUCCGAUCAUAGAGUAAGACGAUUGAGAAUAAGUGUGAGAUCAGACUUCUGUUGGGGGGGGGGGGUAUUGUUCUCUUUUGCAAUGGAGUGCAUUGUUGUAUUCCCAUAACAAUUUCAAUUUUUAGAUAUCUUGUCUCAGCAAAGAUAUUAUUUAAACGAUUAUUUGUGAGCAAAUCUAACGCUAUCAUUCAAGCUGUUGUUAGAUUCUCUAAGUUAACCCUUAACACCCCAACAUGAGCGUGCAUAUUCUCCAAACUGUUCAAUAUAUGUCCUUGGGGUUUUGACAAAAAGGAGAAUUUGUUGAACACCAAGAGCUCGUUUCGUUGGUGAUCAUUUCCUAUAUUCCCAUUCAGUAAUACUGUAAGAAGAAAUUAGCUGCUGGUCUCUACUAGGGUCUCAUUGGUUAACCCUUUAACUCCCAGAAGUGAUUAACAUGCAAUUUCUCCCUAUAGUAUCCAUAAAUUAUCCGGCAAACAGGUAAUGAGGUUACUCAAACUAAUCGGGCACAAGAUAUUAUCAUGAUUGAACACCAAAUUCUCGUAACCAAUUUACAAGGAAAUGUGUAACAGCUAGAGGAGAGAAUUAAUAAUCACAUCUUGGGAGUUAAAGGGUCAACGAGAUUCUCAUUUUUCGACAAGCUUACUCGUGAUGUAGACAUGAAAGUUAUAGUGGUUGGUUAUUAGGGACGUUUGGCACAGAAAUGUUUCCGACGCAAACGGAAGCCGUACGUUGAAAGAUCCUUUCGCUGCAGCUUACUGCAUAUGUUUCAAUGAAGGUGUUAAGUCUAAAAUGCUGAAACAAAAGUGCAGCGACAGAGCACGCCAGAGGAACCCAGGCUUCUCCUUUCGGUUGUCACCUGUCCAACGAACGAGUCGAGUAACACAACAUCGGAGAUGGCUGAACUGAACCCGUACUCAGUCCUAUUGGAACCUGCUAGUCACUAGUCUCUUAAGGCGUAGUUUAGGAUGUGAUUUCCAAUGGUGGGUCUGUAAGAGAAAGAGUUAC
Messenger RNA from Pocillopora meandrina, 8709 nucleotides. The record is from the annotation of a GenBank genome assembly. NCBI's taxonomy places the organism in Eukaryota, Metazoa, Cnidaria, Anthozoa, Scleractinia, Pocilloporidae.